This is a messenger RNA of Passer montanus (Eurasian tree sparrow), 1832 nucleotides long. Its product is annotated as gap junction gamma-1 protein-like. The record is from RefSeq and is a predicted model, not a curated record. NCBI's taxonomy places the organism in Eukaryota, Metazoa, Chordata, Aves, Passeriformes, Passeridae. Gene Ontology annotation, cellular component: connexin complex. The transcript has 3 exons. Bases 421 to 1599 code for a protein of 392 amino acids. Gene Ontology annotation, biological process: cell communication.
UGGGGGUCUCAGACAGGCGGGGGCAGCUGGGCUGGAGGCCCUCGGGGCGCCGGAGUCGGUGGGACCGGGGACCCUGAAAAGGCUGGGGUUGAGGGCUGGGUCCCCAGGGUGGCAGGGGUCGGGUGGGACAGCGUCCCCGGAUGGGCAGGGGCCCGUGAGCCCCAGGGUGGGAUGCCUGCUGCUGUGCCCCUGGGCAGGGGAAACUGGGGGUCUCAGACAGGGCUGGGAGCCCCACGAGGCGGGACUGGGGUCGGUAGGACUGAGGGGUAGGUGUAGGGCCCAGCCAAGGUAUGGUGCUAGUGCUGACUCCCAGCGUGGCCGGGAGGCCCUGGAUGGCUGUGCUGCUUUGAAAACUGGCCUCUGGACACCUGCCCCGGGUAGCGGACAGGCUGCAGGAUUUGAGUCAACUGCCUGGUCAGGAUGAGCUGGAGUUUCCUGACGCGGCUCCUGGAGGAGAUCAACAACCACUCGACCUUCGUGGGCAAGAUCUGGCUGACCGUCCUCAUUGUCUUCCGCAUCGUGCUGACGGCCGUGGGGGGAGAGUCCAUCUACUACGACGAGCAGAGCAAGUUUGUCUGCAACACGCAGCAGCCGGGCUGUGAGAACGUCUGCUACGACGCCUUCGCGCCCCUGUCCCACGUCCGCUUCUGGAUCUUCCAGAUCAUCAUGGUGGCGACGCCGUCGGUGCUCUACCUGGGCUUUGCCAUGCACCGCAUCGCUCGCAUGCCCGAGGCCUCGCGGCGCCGGCCGCCGUCAGCCCGGCGGGCGCGCAUGCCGGUGGUGCGCCGGGGAGCCGGGCGAGACUACGAGGAGGCAGAGGAUGACAAUGAGGAAGACCCCAUGAUCUUCGAGGAGAUCGAGGUGGAGAAGGAGAAGAGCCCAGAGGGCGGAGAGAAGCAUGAUGGCCGGCGCCGUAUCAAGCAGGACGGGCUGAUGCGUGCCUAUGUCCUACACUUGCUGUGCCGCUCCGUGCUGGAGAUGGUUUUCCUCUUCGGGCAGUACCUGCUGUACCGCUUUGAGGUGAGCCCCUCCUACGUGUGCAGCCGCAGCCCCUGCCCGCACACUGUCGACUGCUUUGUCUCCCGCCCCACAGAGAAGACCAUCUUCCUCCUCAUCAUGUACGCCGUCAGCGGGCUCUGCCUCUUCCUCAACCUCUGCGAGCUCUUGCAUCUUGGUGUGGGGCGUAUCCGUGAUGCCCUGAGCCAAGCUGAUGGGCCCCCACUCCCAACUGGCGGCAGUCCUGCACCACAGUACCCCAAAAAGGCCCCCAGCGCCCCCCCCACCUACCACUCACUGAAGAAGGAGAUGCCACAAGCCCCACUGACCAACAGCAAGCUGGACUACCGGGAGAGCCUGGCCCAGGGGCGCUUCGCCCUGGCCGGAGCUCCCCCGGUGCACGAGCUGGACCGGCUGCGUGAGCACCUGCGGCUGGCCCAGGAGCACCUGGAGGUGGCCUUCCACCUGCAGCCCCCGCCACGGCCCCCCAGCCCUGCCCGCAGCAGCAGUCCCGAGGCCAACGGCAUCGCCGCCGAGCAGAACCGCCUCAACCUCGCCCACGAGAAGGGGACCGCCGCCUGCGACAGGAGCACGGGGCUGUGAGUGUCGCCAGGGACGACAGCGUGUCUGCCGGAGUGGCUGCCACCGCCACCGUGGGACAGGCGUCCUGCCAGGAGCACAGGGCCAAGGAUGCCACACGCCUGCCCAGCGGGGCAGUCUGGGCAGCCCUGCCCAGUGGGCAGCAGAGGGGUCAGGGGCCAUGGGGUUCAUUCCUACUUAAUUUUCAAAAAGGGAAUAUCUUAUUUUUGUACGUUUUUAUAAACUCAUCAACAUGU